AUGCUAACAGUAUCUUCUUCAUCUUUCACACCUAUAAUUCGUGGGCCGAUUUUCCGUUGUCGCCGUCGUUCAUCAUCAUCCGAUCUCUAUCGUCCACGUACAAUUAUUCUUGAAAAGUCAACACCUAGUGCAUCCUAUGGUUUCUCCAUUCAAACAUACGGUUUUACUUCAUUAAAUUCUUUAUCGUGUGAUGAAUCACUUAUAUCUUCAUCAUCUGAAAGUAUAACAAGCCGCAAGUCAUCAGCAUCAACGUUAUUUUGUUCGUCAUCACAAACACCACCAAUACAAUUGGUAACAUAUGUUGAUUAUGUACAAGAUAGAAGUCCGGCAUGGGAAGCAGGCUUACGUCCUGGAUCAGUUAUUUUAUCUGUUAAUGAUAAAACAGUCGAGAAUGAUGAUCAUGAAACAUUAGUUCAACGUAUAACUCAGCCGUCAUCAACACAAUUAAAAUUAAUCAUUGUUCAACAGAAUAUUAACAAACAAAUAACACUGUGCGAAAAAUUACAACAAUUACAUAAACAAUUACAUGAUAAAGAAGAAGAAUUAGAAGCAUUAUGCAAACAAGAAAUAGCUAAUGAGCAAGAUACAUCCGUUAAAGAAAUUGAAUCUCCAUUGCCUCGACUUCAACUUCUAACUGUUAACCCACCACAACGUGACUCAUCAUUUUGUCAUGAUAAAAUUCCACUAGAUUGGCGUCAAAGCGUAACAAAUUUUGCUCAUCAGCGAAAAUCAAUAAAUCGAACUUUACCGUCGCUAAUAUAUUCAUCUGCAUCAAAAUAUCUAAAGAAUCAUCAAUUAAAUCCUUCGCAACGUUAUCAACGUAGCAUGUCAUUAACAACAAUUGUUUUUAAUUAUUCAAAAUCAUCUUUACGUCAUCAUCAUUCACUGCUACUAAAGCCUCCAGCAACAAAACAUCGUCGAGCACUUUCAUAUGAAGAAUUAUUUUCAUCGAAUCACAAUAAACACAAUAUUUAUUUUGAUAGUCAACGACCAGAUGAAAGUAUGAUUGAAUCUGGUUGUUCGUUAGCAAUGGAUUUAUCAAGAAGUGCGGAUAGAAAAAAAUCUGAAUCUGAGUCAUCAUCAUCAUCAUCCACAAUUACAAUCAAUACAGAUGAUGUUGAAAAUAAUCAAAAAGAAAAAAAUGAGAAUAAAGUCAAACAAUUCAAAUGGAAAUUGAGAAUUAAUAAAUAA
Rotaria socialis is the source of this 1191-nucleotide messenger RNA. NCBI's taxonomy places the organism in Eukaryota, Metazoa, Rotifera, Eurotatoria, Philodinida, Philodinidae. The record is from the annotation of a GenBank genome assembly.